UGUCAACUCUGCUCAACUUCCCACCUUUGGUCAUUGCUGCAUAGGAAAGCCAAGAAUCACAGCCUCCAGACGUCCCACAGUUCUGACAGACUUAGAGGCCGUGUGUUUGUCUAAGAAUGCCAAUUACAUAUGAAGACUGCCAGAACUUGGUAACUGAGGAGAAAAACCAGGAGACUGGAAAAGUGCCUCAUUGCCAGUCCAUCCUAUGGAAUAUCUUCUCCAAGCCCCUUCUUGUCUUGUUUACCCUGGGCCUCUGUCUCCUGAUGCUGGUGGUUGUCUCUGUGAUUGGAUCCCAAAAUUCCCAGUUACAGAAGGAGCUCAUCACCCUCAGAACCACUUUCAACAACUUCACCUCAAGCACAAAGAAUGAAGUCCAGGCACUGGCCUCGAAGGGAGAAAGCUUUCAAGAAACCAUUAAUUCUCUGAAAGUGGAGGUGGAUGAUAAUAGAAAAGAGCUGAUGUCAGCCCGCAACUUGAGCCAGAAGAUGGCUUCUCUGGAGAGCACAGUGGAGCAGAAGGAGCAGGUACUAAAAACAGAUCAAUCUGAGCUGAUCCUGCGAGUUCAAAAGCUGAGGAAGGACCUGACAACCCUGACUUGCCAGCUGGCCAACCUCAAGAGCAAUGCCUCUGAAAGGACAUGCUGCCCCCUUGACUGGAUACCGUAUGAAAGCAGAUGCUACUGGUUCUCUAAAUCGGGGAAAUCAUGGCCCGAGGCUGACAAGUACUGCCAGCUGGAGAAUGCCCACCUGGUGGUGGUCAACUCCAUACAGGAACAGAACUUUAUCCAGAAUCAUAAGGGCUCUGAGCACACAUGGAUGGGACUAACAGACCAAAAUGGACCCUGGAGAUGGGUGGAUGGGACUGACUUCGAGAGAGGAUUCAAGAAUUGGAUGCCACAGCAGCCAGAUAACUGGUAUGGACAUGGACUGGGAGGAGGUGAGGACUGUGCUCAUUUCCUUGCAAGUAAUGGUCGCUGGAAUGAUGAUGUCUGCCAGAGGGCCUACCACUGGGUCUGCGAAAUGGAUAUGAAUAAGGGAAGCUAGGCGUUUACCCUCACCUAAUUUAUAUCCUCAAGGCCUUAGUCCUUCUUUCUACAUUUGUUGCAUUUUAUCUAGGAUUUUUAAGAGCUGGAUCAAAGAUGGUGUCUGGAUGUGACAGAUGGAAGUGUAGGUUUAGUGAAACCUAUUAAUACUUCCUCUAAAUUUUAUUUUUUUACAUUAUCAAACAUUUAGGCUUCUUAAUGAUGCUUUAUGGAUGUAUUUUGUUUGGUACUUCCCUUGUUCCCCCACAAAAGAAAAAACUGUGACACUUUGCACAGUGUGCACCUUUUCAUUGUCAACUGUUUUUUAGAGUAAAAGAAGAGGAAUAUGCUUACA
This is a messenger RNA of Jaculus jaculus (lesser Egyptian jerboa), 1376 nucleotides long. RefSeq names its product C-type lectin domain family 10 member A. The transcript has 10 exons. Gene Ontology annotation, molecular function: signaling receptor activity. Bases 117 to 1043 code for a protein of 308 amino acids. The record is from RefSeq and is a predicted model, not a curated record. NCBI's taxonomy places the organism in Eukaryota, Metazoa, Chordata, Mammalia, Rodentia, Dipodidae.